Molecule: messenger RNA, 1401 nt
Organism: Aspergillus bombycis
Lineage: Eukaryota; Fungi; Ascomycota; Eurotiomycetes; Eurotiales; Aspergillaceae
Product: amino acid transporter
Exons: 5
Coding region: 1-1401 (466 amino acids)
Biological process (GO): amino acid transmembrane transport
Cellular component (GO): vacuolar membrane
Molecular function (GO): amino acid transmembrane transporter activity
Source: RefSeq, a predicted model, not a curated record
AUGUCCGAGAAAAAGCAAGACGAGAUCUUACCCCCCGAACUGGGCCACAUCGAGUAUAUCGAGAAGGGUCAGGGUCCCGAUGAGGAUGCGGUUUUUGGAGAAAUCACCGAAGAGGGUCCCAAUUAUCGCAAUGUAGGAUGGCUGGGCACCACAGCCCUCAUGAUGAAGACCCAGAUCGGUCUGGGCGUUCUUUCGAUCCCGUUAGCCUUCGACACCCUCGGCAUGAUCCCAGGAGUCAUUGUCCUCUGCGCGAUUGCUACGAUUACAACAUGGUCCGACUAUAUCGUGGGUGUCUUUAAGUUGGCCCACCGGGAUGUGUAUGGGAUUGAUGACACUGGGGCCCUCAUGUUUGGGUAUCCCGGUCGGAUUCUUUUCGGCGGGGCAUUUUGCCUCUAUUGGAUUUUUGUCGCUGGCUCUGGAAUGCUUGGGAUCUCCAUCUCGCUCAAUGCAGUCUCCACCCACGGCGCUUGCACGGCCAUCUUCGUGGCUGUCGCCGCUGUUGCGGGCUUCAUGCUUGCGAGCAUUCAAACCCUCGGUCGUAUCAGCUGGAUCGCAUGGGUUGGACUGUUCGGCAUUCUUACAUCGAUCUUCAUCGUCACGAUUGCUGUCGGACUCCAGGAGCGCCCAUCUGCAGCACCACAAGACGGCGUUUGGGUCUCCGACUAUAAGCUCGUGGCCAGCCCUACCUUUACCCAAGCAAUCACAGCCAUCUCCUCGAUCGUCUUUGCCUAUGCAGGUACCCCGGCCUUCUUCUCCAUCGUCUCCGAGAUGCGCGAACCCCGCCAUUAUACCCGAUCCCUUGUUAUUUGCCAGUCCGUGGUGACGGUGGUCUAUAUUGCCAUCGGCUGUGUGGUAUACUAUUACUGUGGAUCCUACGUUUCCUCACCAGCCCUGGGCUCCGCUGGCCCGACGGUCAAGAAGAUCAGCUAUGGCUUUGCGCUACCGGGUCUCCUGAUGACCACACUGCUUGUCAUCCAUUUACCCGCCAAGUAUAUUUUCAUCCGCCUCCUGCAAGGCUCGAGGCACCUGACCGCCAAUACCAUGAUCCACUGGGUGACCUGGCUCAGUUGCACUUCGGGUAUCGCGAUCGUCGCAUACAUCAUCGCCAGUGCGAUCCCCGUGUUCAAUGACCUGGUGUCCCUGGUUGGCGCCCUCCUGGGCACUCUGAUGUCCUUCCAACCGAUGGGCUGCAUGUGGUUAUAUGAUAACUGGAGCAAGGGCAAGAUCAGCAAAUCGCCCAAGUGGAUUUUCAUGGUCUGCUGGAGUGGCUUUGUUAUUCUGUCCGGCACUUUUCUGAUGAUCGGGGGUACGUACGGAUCGAUUGUUUCCAUCAUGGACAGUUAUAACAAGUCCGGUGGCUCGGCAGCCUGGUCCUGCGCUGAUAACUCCAAUUCGGUCUAA